UUAUUUUCAUCUUUAUUAACAGGUGGUUUCUUCUCCGACGAGGUAGGCUAUGUUGCAGAAAACUGCAAGAAAUGUCCUGAUGGGUCCUUUGUGGCUUUUGAUAAAGCUCCCGGAACACAAAGUCAGGAUUGCAAGUCAUGCCCUCAAGGUGCGUUACAGUAACUAUGACAAUCCGAACAAGGAAAGUGUUCAUCAAAAGCGCGUGUAUUCCAUUCCACGUAAGACCUGUUAUUAUUCAUUCAAAAUAUUUCCCCGAUUCUGAUUGGCGAAAGGCACACGGAUAAUUCACAAUUAAUGAAUGAGGCUGAGUAUCUUAUGAAGAAUUAUGGAGAUCGAGGAGGGUGUUAUAACACCCUCAUAAUUCUUCAUAUGAUACGAAAGCCGAAUUCAAUAAUUGUUAAAUAUUCCAUGGUGAAAUAAUUAUUCUUUUAUUUACUCUAGAAAUCACAAAAGAUAAGAUUUACUCUCGAAAAGUUUUCAUUUCUCUUUUGUUUGCCAAGCUAGUUAAACGAUUCAUGCUCAUGACUAAAUUAAGCCUAAAUUUUCAGACAACGGUUGAAAAGGCUGAUCCCAUUUGCGAUCCAUUAUCUCGGCUAUUCAUAUGUGGUCAAGCAACGUUUACUUGAACAAAUCUCCUAUUUAAAAUCAAUAACGUAUAUAACUGUUUGAUGGUUUGUUUGUUUAACACAACCACAGGAACAGAGACUGAUUUCUUUGCUGGGUACCGUGCUUGUAAAUGUUUGGAGGGUUUUUACAGAACAGAUAUGUUCGGUGUAUGUCGAAAAUGCGGACUUCAAGGUGGUCUGGCAUGCCAAGAUGACUAUGCUUCUUUGAAAUCUGGUUAUUGGUGGGAAUGGAGGAACAAAACACAUAUUUAUCGCUACAAGGAGUUCAUUAGAAACCUGUUGGCAUCAGUACCGGCACUGGGCCCUGAUGAUGUUCAAUAUCCAUACGCGAUCCCAACACCUUAUAUGUGUCCCAGGAAGGAGUCUUGCAAGGGAGGUUUAGAGUCACAAUGUGAGAAAGGCUACGAAGGACCUUUAUGUUCAGUUUGUAGCUCUGGAUAUUUUAAACAACUACAAACAUGCAAACAGUGUCCCACAAAGAAGUGGAUGAUCGGGCAGCUGACGAUCGUGGGAUGCGUUUUGAUGGCAAUCGUUGCAUUUCUGGCUUGGUCAAGUAAAAGGAAAGUUAAAAAUACUCAAGAACACACGUUCUUAGAUACAUUUUUUUCCAAACUGAAGAUUGUAAUUGGCUUUUAUCAAGUCACAUACGGUAUACUGGAAGCAUUUUCCUUCAUAAAAUGGCCAGAUUCACUGGAGAUCAUUGGCAGAUAUUCAGAAAUACUUCAGAUGAACGCAUUUCAGAUUGCACCAGUUCAGUGUCUUAUCUCGGGUUUACAAGUGGACGCCUUUGCAAAUCUAUUUGCAAUGAUGGUGAUAAAUGCUGCUGCAAUUGCUCUCUCUAUCGUGUUUUAUGGAGUGCGAAAGAUAACAAUCUUAAAAAAUGGAAGCCUGAAUUCGGAAGGAAAGUCGAGCGAAAUCUCUCAGACGAAAGAACUCGUUUACAAGAAUUUGUUUUUUGUUCUGUAUGUCACUUAUCUCAGCACCUGUUUUAAAACAGCUACUGUUCUGCCUCUUUCUUGCCGAGAAAUUUGUCGAGAUACAGGAGAAAGUUUCUGUUCUGUGUACCUUAAAUCAGAUUACAAUAUCCAGUGCACAGGUCCAAAGUAUAAAAGAAUGGCCAUCGCGGCGUAUAUUUCUACAGCCUACCUCUUUGCUCUGCCCACCGCCUCGUUUAUCGCCCUUUGGAAGCAAAGGGGAAUAGUAACAGCUGAAAGUGCAAAUACACCACACGAUUUAGUGUCCAAGUCGGAAAUGAUCACUGGUUUACGAUUUCUCUUUGAAAAUUACAAAGCUCGUUCGUGGUAUUGGGAACUGGUUGAAAUGUGCCGAAAAGUUAUUUUAACAUCUGGUCUGAUACUUGUUGGACAAGAAACAGGUCUUAUAUCGGCUUAGCAUGGGUAAUCGCUGGGAUGUAUGGAGUAGUAUUUUCCUUCGUCAGUCCCAUUCAAGACGUUGUUGAAAACAGACUGAUGGUAACAUCCAUUGCAGUUACAGUUGUUAACUUAGGCAUUGGAGCUGUGAGCAGGAUUCCCGCAGAAAACGUUCCAGGAUCAGACGACUCUUACAGUGAUGCAAUGUUAUUUAAGAUAUUGGUGAUUGGAGCAAAUACAUUGGUGAUCGGUCUUCUUGCUGGUAAGACAAAAGAGGAGAUUAAGUCCACAGUUCAAGUAGCUUUCACUGAAACGAGACUAACGCGUUUCUGCCGCAAGAUACCACUUGAAACGUCCCUUACCAAAUCUACAUGUAUAUAUCUCAAUUGCUUCAUUUCAUUUUUACAUAUAGCGCGCGGUAUGUCACGUACAUAUAUGGACAUAUAUGUCUAGGCGAUUUUUUGACAACCAACCUAAUGAAAUUUGCAGUCAUUUGAGUGAAAAAGCGUUAGAAGGCACGUUUCUUAAGCCCGAGAAGCUCCCAAAUCAUAGUAACGAAGGAAGGGAGAAAAAGAAAGAGCGAGGAGAAGAACUCCCAGACUAUUUCAAAUCUUGGACCGUUACGAAAAAAGUCACGCAUGACGAAAGACGUCCGCAUAAAGCUGACGGGUGAUAGGGGUAACCCUACCUGUGAAAUUCGCUUGUUAACCAGGCUAACUUUAAGCCGCUUGCUACGGUAACCCUAGCACAAGGGUAACCCUCUUUCCUUGUAAACAGGCCCAUUAUACUCGUGUUGGAUGGAACGAAACACUAAAAAUGCGUUAUUCAUUUUUGGCCUGAAACUUUGCAGUAUUUUGGUACACAACUAAAGUGAAUUCAUCAUGACUAUCUUUCCAAAUUAAACCUUUUGACCUUAGCUUAUUUUAGUCUAUAUCCGUCAUCUUUCAGUUCAGUACGCAGUGCAUUUUUAUCAGUACGUUAAGGAGUGGCUGAGAAACCCGCAAUGUUCUGUUUCUUGCUGCGUAGCACUAUUGCUUCCUCUGAUUGACAUGAAAGGGGACAUCGGUGACCAGGUAACUGGGCCGAAUGGCCUUGGUAAGCGUGAGAUUGACGUAGGACAAGUGGACAUGCCUGAUUUUUCCUCCUCUACAAAAGCCCAAGACGCUGGGAAAAACAGUGGUUCAGCCAAAUGUGAUAGCAUCGAUACCAAGUCCGAGUGCAGAAGCGACAGUUGUCAUCGAGGAACACAGACAAAG
Porites lobata is the source of this 3252-nucleotide messenger RNA. The record is from the annotation of a GenBank genome assembly. NCBI's taxonomy places the organism in Eukaryota, Metazoa, Cnidaria, Anthozoa, Scleractinia, Poritidae.